Molecule: messenger RNA, 1380 nt
Organism: Ipomoea nil (Japanese morning glory)
Lineage: Eukaryota; Viridiplantae; Streptophyta; Magnoliopsida; Solanales; Convolvulaceae
Product: transcriptional regulator STERILE APETALA-like
Exons: 3
Coding region: 1-1380 (459 amino acids)
Cellular component (GO): preribosome, large subunit precursor
Molecular function (GO): protein binding
Source: RefSeq, a predicted model, not a curated record
AUGUCUUCUUCUUCUUCUUCCACCAAUUCUUCUUCGUCCCCCGAGCCAGUGGAAGGCAGGGAGGGAAGCGCUGGCGGCGUGGGUUUUGAAGCGGCCACGUCCUCCUCCUCCCGCAGCCGCCGCCGCGGCGGAAACGGCGUCUGGCCGGAGCCCUUCGUGGAGGCCCUCGCCUGCCAAGUCGCCAUUGACGCUGCUUCCAACAAUGGCCGCUUAGCUGCUGCUCCGGCACUCGCCAGCCUCUUCCAGGUUUGUUCAACCUGGCGAGCGGUGUCGCGCUCCGAUCUGCUGUGGCUGAACUUGACGGCGAGGAUUUGGGACCGCCGCCGCCUCCUCCGCAACACGUGGAGGGAUGAGUUCAUGUUCUGGCAUCAGACGGCGAACAACUUUCGUCGGGGGAGGUACGUUUAUCGCACGCUCCACUUCGCGCCGCCGAGUGAUGACAAUAACGACGGGCUGUCGUGCCGCCGUCUCGCGCUGUCCGAUCACCACCUCGCGGCGGGGUUUUCCGACGGGACGGUGCGGUUGUUUUACAUCCCGACUAGGCUUCACCUCUCCACGUUCCGCCCGCACCACCGCGACCGCCUCGGCCGGUACUCCAGCGCGGUGUCGGGGAUCAUUUUGACCGACGCCCAGCUCGUGUUCGCGUCCCUUGACGGCGAUAUUCAUGUGGUUGUGAUCGGAGAUGCCGCGCCGCCGCGCCGGGCGAAUCUUGGGGACGUGGUCAACGACGGCGCUUUGGUUGACUUCACCGGUAGUGAGCGUUGGUGGGUUGGGCUCUAUGCAGGUGUUCCAGAGAGGGCAUUUCACAUAUGGAACAGCGAAACAGAAGAGCUUGCUUUCGUGGGCGGAACUCUGACCGAUCCAGAAGCGGUAAUGGGAUGGCACCUACUCACUGAGUUAACCGAGUUGGUCGGGCGAGUGAGGGUGACGGGGCUGGAAACGGCGGUGGCGUGCACCGGCAUGCGCCUCAUCGUCUUCGACCUGCAAAACCACGGCGUCAUCAUCGGGCAAGAAGACCAGUUCCAGUACGGGCUGACGGUGGGCGCGUUCGACGCGCGCGGCGACUCGUUCCUGAUCAUGGACAACCGCGGCGCGGCGAGCGUGCGCCGCGCGGAGGACCUGGAGCAGCGCUGCUGGUUCAACGUGGGCGGCGCCGCGGCCCAGGGCGGCGGCGUUAUGGGGUGCAUGAACGGCGGGUUCGCGAUUAUGUUCGCCGCGUCUAGGGUUAGGGUUUGGGAGAUCGAGCGAGGUGACGGCGUUUACCUGCGCAGCUUGAGGGAGAGAAACUUAGACGUCAACGCCAUGGUCGCCGACGAGCGGCACGUGGCGGCGUGUUCCAGCGACGCCACGAUUCAUUUGUGGGACUUCGGCGGCCGCUAA